Condylura cristata (star-nosed mole) is the source of this 1820-nucleotide messenger RNA. RefSeq names its product ring finger protein 207 (gene RNF207). Gene Ontology annotation, molecular function: transmembrane transporter binding; Hsp70 protein binding; zinc ion binding. Lineage: Eukaryota; Metazoa; Chordata; Mammalia; Eulipotyphla; Talpidae. The record is from RefSeq and is a predicted model, not a curated record. Gene Ontology annotation, biological process: regulation of heart looping; regulation of cardiac muscle contraction. Gene Ontology annotation, cellular component: perinuclear region of cytoplasm.
CCGUCUCCGCGCCACCCGCCGAUGUCGGGAGCGAUCUUCGUGCCCCUGGAGGGCCCCGGCGCCCCGGACUCCCUGAGCGGCCACCCGCUCGCGUGCCCGCUGUGCCAUGCGCAGUACGAGCAUCCGUGCCUGCUCGACUGCUUCCACGACUUCUGCGCCGGCUGCCUGCGCGGCCGGGCCUCCGAGGGCCGCCUCCUCUGCCCGCUGUGCCAGCACCAGACCGCGGUGAGGGGCCCUGGAGGGCUCCCCCCAGUGGACCGGCUGCUGCAGUUCCUGGUGGACAGCUCCGGCGAUGGCAUGGAGGUGGUGCGCUGUGCCAACUGCGACCUGGAGUGCACCAAACAGGACGCGGAGACCAUGUACUUCUGCAACACGUGCGGGCAGCCGCUGUGCGGGCGCUGCCGUGAGGACACGCACCGAGCGCGCAUGUUCGCGCGCCACGACAUCGUGGCCCUGGGCCAGCGCAGCCGCGACGUGAUCCAGAAGUGCACGCUGCAUGCGGAGCCCUACAUCAUGUUCUCCACCGACACCAAGUCGCUGCUGUGCAUCCGCUGCUUCGGGGACAUGCAGGGGGAGAGCCGGGCCCACUGCGUGGACCUGGAGUCCGCGUACGUCCAGGGCUGCGAGCGGCUGGAGCAGGCCGUGCUGGACGUGAAGGCGCUGCAGACGGCCGCGCGGGAGGCCAUCGGGCUGCUGCAGGCCAGGGUGGAGGAGGUCCGCCACAGCGCCGCCGCCGAGCAGGCCGCCAUCCGCGCCCUUUUUGACAGCAUGCAGGACAAGCUGGCGGAGAGGAAGGACCUGCUGCUGCAGGCCGUGCAGAGCCAGUACGAAGAGAAGGACAAGGCCUUCAAGGAGCAGCUGUCCCACUUGGCCACUCUGCUGCCCACCCUGCAGGUUCACCUGGUCAUCUGCUCAUCCUUCCUCAGCUUGGCCAGCAAGGCGGAGUUUCUGGACCUGGGCUACGAGCUUAUCCAGCGGCUGCAGGGCGUCGUCACAGGGCCACAUCGCCUCAGGCCCUCGCAGAGCAGCAAGGUCUCCAGCGACCACAGGGCCGAGUUCGCCCGCUGCUUGGAGCCAUUGCUGCUGCUGGGGCCUCGCCGGGCGCCAGGUACAGGCGGCACCAACACGCUGGCGGGGGGCCCGGACCCCAAGGUGCCGAUGGGGCCUGGCUGCCCUUCCCCGGUGGGAAAGAUGUGGGGGUGCCCCGUCCCGAAGCCCACGCCGCACCGGUCCACCAGCACCAAGGCGCUGCUCGCGGAGGCCGAGGACACGCCCUUCGCCGGUCACUGCCGCCACUUCCAGGGCGCCUACCAGGGGAUGCGCGCCGUCUUCCAGGAGCUCUGGGAGGAGUCCUACCAGCGCGUGGCCAAGGAGCAGGAGAUUUAUGAAGCACAGCUCCAUGACCUCCUGCAGCUGAAACAGGAGAAUGCUUACCUGACCACCAUCACCAAGCAGAUCACGCCCUAUGUCCGCUCCAUCGCUAAGGUGAAGGAGCGGCUGGAGCCCAGGUUUCAGGCCGCCGUGGGGGAGCAGCCGGAGCACCCACCGAGCCUGCAUGAGGAUGGCGGGAGCGGCGAGGCCCAGGCCAGGAGCGAGGAGCCUCGAAGAGCCAGCUGGGCGCCGGGGCUCACGGAGGAGCCGCUGGUGAAAAGCAAAGGUCAUCACAGACCCAAGCAGAAAAAUGGGGGUGACGGCCCCACCCGCAGAGAGCACCCGACCUAGCAAACAGGUGCGACGUGCAGACCCGCACCAGGCUGUUGCAAAGGCGGCUCCCAUCUUGGUAAAUUCUGGGGGUGAUCAUUUAUCAAUAAAGCCCCGGA